Messenger RNA from Glycine soja, 537 nucleotides. Its product is annotated as merozoite surface protein CMZ-8-like. Lineage: Eukaryota; Viridiplantae; Streptophyta; Magnoliopsida; Fabales; Fabaceae. The record is from RefSeq and is a predicted model, not a curated record. The transcript has a single exon. The coding region runs from base 1 to 537 and encodes 178 amino acids.
AUGGAAUCAAGAAAAAGAGCUAGAACAGAAGAUAUCCCUUCGUCAUCCACUCCAGCUCCUCCGUCAGUAACUGUAGGACAGGAUGUGCAAAGCUCACUAACUUUAGUUCCUAUGCUACAAAGCUUAUUCCGAGGACAGUUUAUUCUCAUGCACAGCCUACAAGAGUUGGCUCACAAUAGGCCAAUGAUAUUUAUGGAACAUUUUCUUGAGCAAGUAGCCUGUCCUGAAGCUCAACUUCCAUUGGUGAGACCCAACGAGGCUGUUCCGCCUGAGCCCACACAUGUACAGGUCAAUUCAGAGCCAGCUAACCCACAAUCUCCAGUGGUGAAUCCACCUUCUUCGCCUGAGCUUGAAACAGUUCCCCCAUCUCCUCCUCUGAUUGUCAUUUCUGACGCAUCAUCAGAUGAAGCAGCUGCUCCUCUUGAUUCACCAGCUGCAAAAACAGUUGACCCCCCUGUUUCCCCAAUUGGAGGAAUUUCUGAUCUUUCUGAUUCAUCAUCUGGAAAAGUUGUUGCUCUCACUGAUUCCCCAGUUUAA